Sinocyclocheilus rhinocerous is the source of this 540-nucleotide messenger RNA. Its product is annotated as NADH dehydrogenase [ubiquinone] 1 alpha subcomplex subunit 11-like. Lineage: Eukaryota; Metazoa; Chordata; Actinopteri; Cypriniformes; Cyprinidae. Gene Ontology annotation, cellular component: respiratory chain complex I; mitochondrial inner membrane. The coding region runs from base 62 to 469 and encodes 135 amino acids. The record is from RefSeq and is a predicted model, not a curated record. Gene Ontology annotation, biological process: mitochondrial electron transport, NADH to ubiquinone. The transcript is spliced from 4 exons.
CAACCGCCAAUAAACUCAAGAAGAACUCUCGCGAUAUUCCAGUCGUGUCCUUGAUGCAGAAAUGGGCUACUGGGAUCUGGAAGAGGGCAAAGACUGCGUUGCCAAAACAUGGAUCACCACAAAAAUAGCCACUGCCAUCGGGCUGGUAGGUUCUGCCUACCACAUUGUGGCAUUUCCACCUGAAACAGCUGUUGAGGCUUUGACCAGAGCAACAUCAGGCACUGUCACCAUGGCCGCCAUGGGCGCCAUCUUUGGAAUGGCCACUUGUCUUAGCGCACAGGCCAGAGAAGCACCUGACGACCCAACCAACUAUUUCAUCGGUGGAUGUGCUUCAGGUAUUUUCCUCGGGGCACGAACACACAGUGCUAUCACGGGUACCACAGCGUGUUUUGGUCUGGGAACUUUGGCUAUGUUCACCAAGGUUGGAAAAAUGGAAGGCUGGAGACUAACAGGACCCCCAAAACUGUGACCUGAUAUGUCCCCUAGUGCUUGAUGUGUUUAUAUUGUAUAUUGCUCAAAUAAAUGUAUUACGAUUAAAAA